CUUGCCAGAGACAAACUCCAAGUAAUUCGAAGCGAAACCCUUGAGAAAGGGCCAAGGAAGGACAAGACAGACCAAGACCAGAAUGGUGCUCGUGCUGAAUGGUGUGCUGCAGGACGACUGUCCCAUGGACACCAACAGCCUGUUCCUGCAGCAUCCCGUCUACAGAGACUACGCCCAGCAGCUGCACUCCAUCCAGGCCAAGUCGGUGGGUCCGGUGGGUCUGCUCUACGUGGGUCAGCGGGAACUGGCCGCCUCCGCUCCGCACGACAAGCACGUCAACAUCAUCGGCGCCGACGAUGCCACCACCUGUAUUAUCGUCGUGGUCCGACACUCGGGAUCUGGCGCAGUGGCUCUCGCUCACUUCGAUGGCAGCGGCGUCGACGAGGCUGUGUGCACCAUGGUGUCGCGGGUUCAGGAGCUGGCCGUCGGCUAUCCGGAGGGUCGCAUCGAGUUGCAGUUGAUUGGUGGCUAUCGGGAUGCCAAGGGCUACGGCGAGGACGUCUUCUUUAGCAUCAUGCAAUCAUUCCACAAUCACCUGCUUGAGAUCGAUCUGACGCAGGCGUGCGUAGGCGAGCUGAAUACCAUGAUGCGUGGCGAGAUCAGCUGCCCGAUCAUUUACGGUGUGGGAGUCAACAUCAAGACUGGUGAGAUCUUUCCGGCCUCAUUUCCGGAUCGAGGACCGGAUCGGGAACUUCGCGAUGCUCGCAUUUUUAUGGGGGCGCAGUCGGUCCUGGAUGUAUACGACUCCUCGUUAGGCAUGCUUCGUAUUGGACCCUUCAACUAUGAUCCGCUGCGCGGCGCCGAUCUGUGGCUAUCCCAAACGGAUGAGUUUCUUCUGCAGCACCUGUCCUCCAGUCCCGACGUGGAGCCGCCUCACUUUGCGCCUCAGACGCGUGCAACUAUUAGGUUUAUACAGGAGAACCAGUUUCCCGCCGUCACCGUCUUCAGGGACAAUCGGCCUCGCUACUUCCGGCGGGAUGACGCCACGGGCUUCUGGGUGCUGAUACAAGAUUGAGUUCCGACGCUGGAGACGGUUGCUUGGGACGAGCCUUAGAAAUGGAUCUGAACUGGAAACGUGAACGCGAUAAAUAAUUAUUAAAAUUGUAUGUGCACAUGUGCAUGUAAAUAUUUAUGUGAACCUUAUUAAAAAACCUAUUACUAUUUAAAAGAGAUUCGUAGCAAAAUAUAUACAUAUGCGCAUACCCCGUGUAAACGAAAGGAAACAAUUUCGAAUGCAAUCAUUUUAGCUGUAACUAUAACCUGUAAUCAAAAAUGUAAGAAAAAUAUAUAAAAAUGGCUUGGCUAUACAUACACUCACA
Molecule: messenger RNA, 1319 nt
Organism: Drosophila takahashii
Lineage: Eukaryota; Metazoa; Arthropoda; Insecta; Diptera; Drosophilidae
Gene: Ntan1
Product: N-terminal amidohydrolase 1
Biological process (GO): ubiquitin-dependent protein catabolic process
Cellular component (GO): nucleus
Molecular function (GO): protein-N-terminal asparagine amidohydrolase activity
Source: RefSeq, a predicted model, not a curated record